AUUUUUGUUGUUCUUAGAAAAUGGCAACAUUAUGUCCCGCCAAAAUUUCAUCUUGAGGAAAAAUGUAAACAUAACAUUGCAAUGCAGAUUGCGUUUUAAGUUUCUUAGAAAAUUUCUUUACAUACUUGUUAUAGUUUUCUUCAUACAGUUUGACACAAUGCUUGGAAAUGGUCAUGUAAUUCCUGGGACACCUAUAGCAGUAGAUAUGUGGAACCCUAAAAAUUAUCCACAAGCCCGGAUUUUUUUCCUUUCCCAUUUUCAUGCUGAUCACUUAGUUGGUCUCACAAGCUCUUGGCAAUUUCCAAUAUAUGCUUCUCCUCUCACUUGCAAGCUCUUGAUUCAUAAAAUAAAGGUAAAACCAUCUUUAGUGAAGUGUUUAGAGAUUGGAGAAGAUCAAUUUAUUCCCUUAGAUCUGGAAGGAAAAGAAUUGCUUACUGUUACCCUCUUUGAUGCAAAUCACUGCCCUGGAUCAGUAAUGUUUCUAUUCAGUGGUUAUUUUGGCAACAUUUUUUAUACAGGUGAUUUCAGAUAUAAAGCUGGAAUACUUGAAGAUUUUCAAUUGCCUGAAAUUGACGUUUUGUAUUUAGAUAACACAUACUGUUCUCCUAAAUGUUUAUUUCCAACACGUGAAAAUGCGAUAGAGAAAAUACUGUUGCAACUAAGUGAUUGUUUAAUGAACAGCAAUAGAGUGUAUAUUGGCCUUGACAAUUUGGGCAAAGAAGAUUUACUACAGCAAAUAGUAAAAGAAAGAAGAGCUAAAGUAUUUGUCAACCCAGCUAGAAAAGAAAUUAUGGACAUUUUGGGUUUUUCAGACAUUGUAACUAGUAACGAAGAUGAGACAAAUGUGUUUGUUGUACCUACAAAUCAAAUUAAUGGGAGGAAUCGUGAUAAGUGGAAUAAAGAUAAAAAAGCACAUGCAAUUUUAGCCACAGCUAGAUUUAGUGGCUUUGAAUUUCAACCUUAUUCUAAAUAUUCUGAUAUUCAUGUUAUUCCAUAUUCUAAUCAUUCCUCUUAUUUAGAAUUAAAAGAGUUUGUCAAAUUAGUUCAGCCAUCUUCUAUUAUUCCUGUUGUGAACAAAAAUGCCAAAGGAAUUUUUAACACUGAUAUAUCGGAUCGAGCAAACAUGAGCGUCUUUAAAAGAUUCCUCAGCAAUACCAAGCCUUUUGAUUUUACUAUUCCAGAAUCUGUGAAGAAAUCCAUGGCAGCUUCAGAAGUAUCAAAUGUUGUAUCUCUCCCACUAAAAAAGCGCAAAGUUGCUAGACCAAUUAAAAGACCUUUUAAAAAGCCGCCACCAGCUGCUGGGAUUAGAUACAUUGUUAGUGAAGACUCUGAGACUGAUUCAGACCCUGAUGCAGUUCACAUUGAGGUAGAUGAAGUUGAUUCUACCACUUCUAAAAAAUUAAAAAUUGUAUCGGAGGAUAUUUCUGAUUUUAGCUCCCCUUUAUCGGAAGAAGAUUCUGGUGAAUCGGAUGAUGCAUGGGAAGUUACUUUAGUGACUUGUAAAGGAGUACAAAAUGUAUCUCCUGUACAAAAAUAAUGUAGCAUUGCUGCGAGACUUAGACAUUAAAUUAAUUGAAAUGAGUUUAUACAUGUAAUGUACAAAAUAUAGAUAUGUCUAUAAAAAUUAUUUAUUAAAAAAAGAGAAAUAUGUUA
Molecule: messenger RNA, 1653 nt
Organism: Parasteatoda tepidariorum (common house spider)
Lineage: Eukaryota; Metazoa; Arthropoda; Arachnida; Araneae; Theridiidae
Product: 5' exonuclease Apollo
Biological process (GO): interstrand cross-link repair; double-strand break repair via nonhomologous end joining; telomere maintenance
Molecular function (GO): damaged DNA binding; 5'-3' DNA exonuclease activity
Source: RefSeq, a predicted model, not a curated record